CAACAACGCAGCAUUUUAUUCAAUAAAACUUCAUGAAAAAGCAUCAAUUUAUUUUCUCACAAAAUCUCUCUAUCAGCUAGACAAAUAGGGAUCAUCUCUUCGUGUGUCUCAGUCAUAAGAAAUCGAGCAAUCAAGUAUGGCCCCGACUCAUAUUAUCAGGGGACUUCCAUUCCAUAACGCAUCUUGGUUUCCAGUGAAAAAUAUCGAAGAUACUUUAGACUAUGUUCCUCAAGAUGGGGAUAUUAUUGUCACUUCUUAUCCUAAAACGGGAACCACUUGGCUCGAAUAUAUAGUGUUCCAAAUCAUAUCUAAAGGGGAAUUGUUUCCCAACUUUGAUGAAUGCUGGCACAAAUAUGCUCCGUUUCUGGAACUGGUGGGAACAGCUGUUUUGCGAAAUAUGGAAAAGCCAAGAAUAUUCAAACACCAUUGCCCUUACAAUAUGGUACAGAAAAAUGACAAAGCCAAAUAUUUCUACAUUUAUCGCAAACCAGAAGACACUGUUGUUUCUUAUUAUCAUUUCGCGCGUAAUAUGUGGUUAGAGCCACCUGAACUAGAUGAAUUCUUCGAAGAUUUCAUCACAGGAAAUAUAGGAUAUGGCCAUUAUUUCGACCACGUGUUGUCCUACUUUGCUCAUAAGGACGAUGAGAAUAUGCUAAUAGUGUCAUAUGAAAAACUUCUGCUUAAUACACGAGAGGAGAUUCUGAGAAUUGCAAAAUAUCUCGGUGAUGAGUAUUACCAAACUCUCUCUGAAAAUGAAUCUAUAAUGGACAAAGUUUUAGAACACACGAGUUUUGAUUACAUGAAAAAGAAUCUUUCUUUAACGCAUCCAGGAAAAGAAUGUGCAGAAAGAAAAGUGAAUUUUUUUAGAAAAGGAACCAUUGGUAAUGGGAAGCACUCGCUGAAACCAGACCAGCUGAAACGUCUUAAAGACUUAGCAUUGAAAAGAUUGGAAGAAAUCGAGCAAUCAAGUAUGGCUCCGACUCAGAUUAUCAGGGGACUUCCAUUCCCAAAAGCAUCUUGGUUUCCAGUGAAAAAUAUCGAAGAUACUUUAGACUAUGUUCCUCAUGAUGGGGAUAUUAUUGUCGCUUCUUAUCCGAAAACGGGAACCACUUGGCUCGAAUAUAUAGUGUUCCAAAUCAUCUCUAAAGGGGAAUUGUUUCCCAGCUUUGAUGAAUGCUUGUACAAAUAUGCUCCAUUUCUGGAACUUGUGGGAACAGCUGUUUUGGGAAAUAUGGAAAAGCCAAGAAUAUUCAAACACCAUUGCCCUUACAAUAUGGUACAGAAAAAUGACAAAGCUAAGUACGUCUACAUUUAUCGGAAGCCGGAAGACACAAUUAUUUCUUAUUAUCAUUUCGCGCGUAAUUUGUGGUUAGAGCCACCUGAACUGGAUGAAUUCUUCGAAGAUUUCAUCACCGGAAAUAUAUCAUAUGGCCAUUAUUUCGACCACGUGUUGUCCUAUUUUGCUCAUAAGGACGAUGAGAAUGUGCUAUUAGUGUCAUAUGAAAAACUUCUGCUUCAUAAACGAGAGGAGAUCCUGAGAAUUGCAAAAUAUCUUGGUGAUGUGUAUUACCAAACUCUCUCUGAAAAUGAAUCUAUAAUGGACAAAGUUUUAGAACACACGAGUUUUGAUUACAUGAAAAAGAAUCUUUCUUUAACGCAUCCAGGAAAAGAAUGUGCAGAAAGAAAAGUGAAUUUUUUUAGAAAAGGAACCAUUGGUGAUGGGAAGCACUCGCUGAAACCAGACCAGCUGAAACGUCUUAAAGACUUAGCAUUGAAAAGAUUGGAAGGUACCGAUUUGCUCAAAGAAUGGUUAGAUGAGUAAAACUAUAUUUAAGCAAGUUCGAUUAUGAGUUUCCGAUGUCAUCGACUAUUUUUCAGAAAUAAGGAUGACAAUUUUUGAGGCUUGAUGAGUACAAACUACAAUAAAUUAAUUUAAGUAAAAACUGCAUUGAGUUUAUUGAAGGAUUAUUUAGGAUGGAUGGUAGUUUUCAAAUUUUGAAUGCAUGUGUAUUGUUCUCUACAGCAAUAGAUUAUUAUAAUAUAUAUUUUUAAUCAGUUAUCAGUACAUUGAUAAAGUUAACUAAUUUUUAUGAUUUAUAGCAAUUUUACUUGGUAGUUAAUUUGAAAGAAUUAAUUAAAGUUUACAAAAAUGUGUGUUACCAAUAAUUAAAUGAAUUAUAAAUUGUGAAUGAAAAAAUAUUUAAAAUUGAAAGAAAAGUUCAAUUAAUGUACCGUUUAAUAUAUUAAUAAAAAAAUUCUUACCAAAUUUAUUUAUUUAUUUAUGUUUGACUGACAAAUAUUUAAAGGGAAAUGUUGAACAUGGUCUUUCGAAAUUGACCUAGGAUAAAUGGUAGUAAUUUCUGAUCUUUCAAAAAAUUUAUCUUGUUUUGUAAAUAUAAAUAAUAAUUUUCACUUAACCCUGUAAAUAUUCGAAUGUUUAUCAAUUUCACUUAUAAAUUUACAAGACACACUAUUAUUGACCGUAUCAAUGAUUCCUAUAUCAUUAGAAAUAAACAUAUAUUGCCAAUAGUGACCUCUAAAUGACCUAAAGAAUAAUCUAUUGUUUCAGUCAAAUAUUUGAAUCAUGAAAUCUAGAUAUUCAUGCAAUUCUUUGGUUCUGUUAGUCACAUUCAGUAAAAUAUUUUCGAUGUGAAAACAAUUAAUAAAAUGUACUCUCUUAUACUGUCAAAGCUUGGAUGUUUGAAUAGCAUUAUUUUAGAGCAUUUAAACCAUAGGAAUGAAUAUGAUUGCACAUUACCUCCUUGAAGUGCCUUUGAUAUCAAGGAUAUAAAAAAAUAAAAUUCAAAGCUUCAAAGCUUUGGUCGUAGAAAUGUGGAACUAUUUUUUAUUUUAUAUGUAGUGUACCAA
Argiope bruennichi is the source of this 2868-nucleotide messenger RNA. RefSeq names its product sulfotransferase 2B1-like. The transcript is spliced from 3 exons. Gene Ontology annotation, molecular function: sulfotransferase activity. The coding region runs from base 137 to 1822 and encodes 561 amino acids. Lineage: Eukaryota; Metazoa; Arthropoda; Arachnida; Araneae; Araneidae. The record is from RefSeq and is a predicted model, not a curated record. Gene Ontology annotation, biological process: sulfation. Gene Ontology annotation, cellular component: cytoplasm.